GAAGCCGGCUUUGUGGACUUGGCAAAGGCACUUGACUUGGCCAUCCGCUCCCUUCAGUUCUCGGAGAGGUUGGAGAAGAACGCACCGAAGUCUUGCCUACACACGCAGACCAAGAAAUCCAUGCCGGAAUACAUGAACCUGGUGGUGAGGGGCUGUGACCGCAAUGGCUGGCCAAUGCGCCGUGUAUUCCUUGGCCACUUGAGCCGUGUGGUGGCAAAUGCUGCAGUAGGAGAGGCUGACGGUUCAGCGCCCUCGGAAGCCUUGACGGAGUUUGGUAAAGCAGGUGGCUGGAAAUAUGUCAUCUCAUGGCUGAGUGAGGAGCCGCAGGUCAGCACAUGGCCAGCAUUCUCCACCUUGGACGAACUGGGCGUCAGCUUGUCCAGCCAAACUCCCUACAAGCUAUUUGCAGUGCUUCACAAGGUCCUCACCACUCCCGGCUUUGAAGGAUCCAAGCCCGCUUCAUGCCUUCCUCGCUUGGAAAGACACCUCACUCGGGCUGUGGCCAUUGC
This is a messenger RNA of Symbiodinium pilosum, 509 nucleotides long. The record is from the annotation of a GenBank genome assembly. NCBI's taxonomy places the organism in Eukaryota, Dinophyceae, Suessiales, Symbiodiniaceae.